This is a messenger RNA of Erythranthe guttata (spotted monkey flower), 1150 nucleotides long. RefSeq lists its product as uncharacterized. Lineage: Eukaryota; Viridiplantae; Streptophyta; Magnoliopsida; Lamiales; Phrymaceae. The record is from RefSeq and is a predicted model, not a curated record.
UAUAUAAGCAAAAGCAGUUGUAGGGUGAGUUUAGGGGGGGAUUUUGCAAUGGGUUGUUCGAAUGUUGAAAAACCAGUGUUUGUCGAUACAAACCUCGGUACCCACCUUGCUGUUCCUAUUUCCCCUGACAUCACCGCCAAGGAGUUUAUGGUGGAGCUUGAAUUGGCUCAUCUGAAUUGUUUCCCAGAAUUUGGAAGCAUUAGUGUUACUGCAGUGAUGGUGAAACAAAAAUCGCGUCUUUACCACCUAUCCGAGUCUUUGCCUCUUAAGUACGCUUUUACGAGCUCAAAGAGUAGUUGUUGGUUUCUUCAGAGUCAUGCUCAUUCUAAUCCAUUAAUAAACGGAAACCACAAAAAUCCCACUCAAGUCGACAACCUUAAUUCUGCUGACCAAGAUGUUGUUACAGAUUCAGUUGUCAAAAAGGAAAAAAUCAAGAAAACUGGAUCCCCGGUACAACAGCAGCAGCCGCCUCUUAUUGAAAAGGAAAGGCUAUCGACAAUUAGAGAUGAAGAAGCUGAAGUAAAUUUGAGCAAUGACUUGGAGAAGAAUGAUGUGAUUGCAGAGGCUCCUAUCGAAAAAACAUUCUCAGAAUCAGAAUCAAUAUCGGUUUCAGGGAUUAUCAAUAAGUACUUUUCAGAUUACGAUGAAGUUGCCUCUAGUCCACAAGUUUUCCCUUUUUGCACAGUUUGGAGUAGACAUAAUAAAGAAAAACUUAAGAGUGACGCUUUUGAGUCCAAAGACUCAAAGCCCCGAGUUGGGAAGCGUGUUUUGUCGGGUUUGGAUCGUCGUACUCGUCGGCUUAUUCCCAGUAAUCAAGGAUCUGCACUUUCUCUCUCUAGGUGUACUAGUAAUGUAAAAUCUCCGAUUUGGGACGUGCCUGAUGAUGAAUUGUAGUAAUGUUUCAGACAAUGGAAUUCAAGACAGAGGAGGGAGGGACCCCUCUCAACAUUUUCAAUGAUGUGAUAUUUUGAAGGUUUUUGUGAAGUUCUUGUUCAUAUUUAAAUGGAGCCCCCUAUUAUUUUUGUAUUUUUCAAACAAAUCUCUAUCUUUCUGUGCAUAGAACGAUGCAGUUUUGGGGUCCCUUUUUGUUAUUAUUAGGGUUUAACAAUGAGUUCAAUGAAGUUUCAUGGUGGUACAUCUUCCUUUUUUA